GCGUACCCGGAAGUGUCGAUGCUAAAUGAAAGCAGGUAGCUAUGAGAGCUACGCACUGUAGGAAAAUCUGUGCUUGAACUGCAGGGUGUGUUGAUGACAAAGCUGUCAAAAAUAUAAGUGACAGUCUGUUAAUACCUCUGCGGCGGACCAGAUCUGACGUGGGUCUAACCGCACCUAGGAGUUUGGUCAGGCCAAAGCCUAGUGUUUGGCUGGGUUUGAAUAUGGCUCUGUCAUUCCUUUUGGUCUUGGCUGCAACUGUGAUUCUUAUCAGACCCGAGACACCCGUAACUAAGGCUCUACAUCAGAACUCGCUUGAGUGCUGCGGCGAGAAACAGAGAGCAAACAACUCAUGUUCAAAUGACACACACUGUGAACCAGGAUGCUUCUUGCGUGUCCUUGAGAACAGCAACACUGUUUGCAUAUUCUGUGACUCAGCAGCUGUGGAUCUGGAGAACAUAACAGUCUGCACCUACAACUACACGGUGGAGAGGAAAAAUCACACAACUGUAACUACUGUCAUUCCUAAAAUUGGAGGCCCGGGUGUGGCAGCCUCUCUUCUUCUGGGAACGCUGUUGAUCAGCCUGUUCCUGAUCCUCUCCGUUGCCUCGUUUUUCUACCUCAAGCGCUCCAAUCGACUCCCGGGCAUCUUCUAUCGUCGCAACAAGGCCUUCAUAUUCCAACCAAGUGAGACGGCGGUGAUGAUCCCCUCCUCGUCAGUGAGAAAGCCAAGAUAUGUCAGAAGGGAGCGGCCCUCUGCAACAUCAACAAUGAACAGUGCCAUCGUACCCACCACAUCCACCACUCAAGACUAUAAUGUGUAGGCGGAGGGAUGGGAGGGCUGGUGCAGGUAGGAGAGGAGCAAUGUUAGUUUUUUUUCAUCAUUUGAAGGUUCAGCAAUGUGAAGAAAGACCAGCUGACUCGCCCUUAAGUGGCCAAAUUUACCUGUAGCUGCUUUUGCUGCAUUGUUUGUCAUUUUAUUAAAACUGAAAACAACAAGUAUCCAUUAACUAACCUUGAAAGUCUGGGACUUGUUCAUAUUACAUUUUUUUACACAGUAACUCAAAUAUACAAGUAAAAAAUGUUUCAGUAUUUCUAUGUGAUGGUGGUUUGUGUUUUCCUCACGCGGCACUUCAAGGUCACUCCUUUAUUUUUAAGUCUAAACACUGUUUUUAUCUGCUGUUUGACAGUUUGUUUUCAGGUGUUCAGGUGACUUAAUCUUAAAGGUGCUAUAUGUAAGAAUUUUUGUUUGAAUAUAAAAUAUCAACAGAAUGUUAGGAAAGUUUUAAAGUCACUGUGUAUAGCUUUGCAGAGAUCAUCUACUGACAUAGCAUGCUAACCAACUAGCCCUGUUCCAGAAAACCUCUGUUCAAAGCCCCUGAGAUAGCAGUGACAACACCAGCACUAGGUCAGCAGUCUGGCUAGUGCACUGCUAUCUGAGCUAACUAGCUAACAGCAACUACAGUCAUGGAACAAAAUACAGUUCAGCAGUUACUCUGGUGAUAUGCUGCCCCUGUUUGUUGGUUGUAUGAGUUCAAGAGUCAGCCAAUUCUUACAUAUUGUACCUUUUAAGUGACGGGUUUCAUGAAUAUAUGGCCCUAUGUGUUCAGCUAUAGUUCGACAAUGAAGGGGAAUUCCUCUAUUUUUAAACCUCCGCCCUAUAUUUACUUUCUGUGUAAAAAUUGUGUGUUAAAAAAAAAAAAAAUCCUACUUACCAAAGUUUUAGAAUCAAUCCAGUCGAUCACUAGAGACAUGGCUGCAAUGGCUACAACAUAAUCCUUUGGGACAACUUAGAUUGUUAGAGUUAUGCAUUACAAGUGCUUGUUCUAGCUGCUGACAAGCUGAGAUUAUUUUUUCUGAUAACGUUGCAUAAACCAUAGACCUUUUUUGUUAAAAAGUCUCAGUCUAAAAUUGGUGGUAGAAGUCAGAGUUGGAGAGAAGAGAAGUUUGGAAUUCACCUCUAGAAACUGUCAGCAAGAAUGUAAUUCCAAAGUUAUGUCUGAAAAUGUAACUGAUUUUGACAACAUGGAUGACACAACAACUGCAACCUCUAACCUCAACAGAUUUCAGAGCGAGACUUCUCCUUGAAUCUUGAAAGAAACAGUUCUGUCUCCUGAGGAAUCGUUUCCAGAAUGUAGUCAGACACUCAGAACCUAUAGUCAGAACCUCAGCCUGUCAGUGACAAAAACAAACACUUUUAGUUGACAUUACUAUGCCAGUCACAGUUCCCCCAAAGGAUUACAUUGCAGCUAUUGCAGCUGUAUUGCAGCUGAGGCAAUCCACUGGACGGAUUCAAAAACUUGUGGUACAAUUGAACCCUUUACACACCCAAAUAUGUAAAUAUAGGACUCAGGUUUAAAAAUACCAGAAUUCACCUUAAAGAAGAUAAAGUCGUUCACUCAUGUUGAAUGUUAUGUCUUCUGUAAUCUCUGGUGGAAAAAAUGCCACAGUAUUUUGGCAGAUGUUGUUUUUUUCACUUUGUUUUUGUAGGACGUGAGGUGCUGUUGGGUUGAUAUUUUUUUACAGAGCCAGGCUUGUGUUCCCCCCGUUUCCAGUCUUUAUGCUAAGCUAACCUGUAGCUAUAUAUUUUUUAACAGAUAAAAGAGUGGUGUUGAUCUUCUCAUAUAACUCUCUCAAGUGUAUUUCCCAAAAUGUUGAAAUGUUUAAAGCAAAGCCAGUCCACAGUCCAGUGAUGAUCGAUGGAAGUCUUUCUUUUUAAGUUUGCAGUUUUGAUGUUUUUCUUACAUGUGUAUUUAUUCUCAAUUUGUAGUGCACUGAUUACUGAUUACUGAUUACAAAUAGACCAACAGUAGAAAUUAUGUGUGGAUCGGGAUGUUUUGUGUAGAGUUAACGGGACCCUCUGUUAUGGAGGACUGACAGAGCCAAAAUAAAAAAUAAUAACAAAAUAAAUAAACAGCUCAAUAGAUGAAUCAUAUGCCAUUAAAUGCACCAAAAACCUUAAAAAUAAAUGUGGACAUUAAUUAAUUUUUAACAUGCUACAUGAUUGAUAUUUCUUCCUUACAUUUUUCUUAUGUAUGAAUUUAUCUCUGUAUUAAUCCCAAUUUAAUUUUCCAUUUUUAUUUAUUAAUACAUUUUCUUACAACCAUUUUUUAAUAAAACACAAAAGCAAAAAUUUGAAUAGAUACUUAGAUAAAUAUACAUUUAAACAUCAUAAUUACAGAAGUAGAACAGAAAUAUCUAUUAAUGUCACAUAAAAAAAGAUUUAAUUAAUGCAUAUAUUUCAUUUUUGUAUUAAUUUUGGUGCGUUUCAUUGCAUAUUUACUGUUUUUUGUUAUUUAUUGAGCCAUUUAUUUAUUUUACUUUUUGAUUUUUGUCAGUUUCAUACCUCUGUACUCUAUUGAUGGUUUGCUAUCUUCUUUUUGCAUUUUUGUUAUUGCAUUUAUAUUUAUUAUGUUUGCGAGCUUAACCAAGAUGAAUGUAUUAAAUCUGCGUCAUGAAUCAUAAAUUACAUUCUACCACACAAAGCAGAACGAUUUAAAGUCAUUCUCAGCAACAAAAUAGUGUCUUUGCAAAGUGAUCCUACAAAACAACUUCAUGAAACAAAAAGGCUUUUGUUCCAUGAAGUAGAUUUAAAUCCCAAUAUAUUUUUCUCUAAAAGGAUAAAAUAAUUGAAUCCCUGUGCACUUUAUUUGUCUGAGGUCAUCAGCUAACUUUAAAAAGAAAUACUCUAAAUAACUUGUUGCUGGUGAGUGUGAUUGAGACUUUUUUGUUGUAUAGAUGGCAACACUGUUGUUGCAUGUGAACAUUACUUGACUACUAUUCUCUUUUGCCAAAUGUUGUCUGAAGAAAAUGGCGUUUACUGUGUGCCAUUACUGUGAUAAUUAAUGUGCCAUUAUGAGCUUUAACUGCAGCCAGGAAACGUUUCGUCAUGACGAGAUGAAUAAUUGGGUAUUUGAAUUAUAUCCAGUGGCCUUUUACGUACAACAGUCUGAAACAAAAGUUCUGCAAGUUUUAUUUGCGACAUUUGAUCAUGAUUUUAAGAGAUUUCUGUCUUAAGUAUACGUGAAGCCAUAUGAAGUGAACCAGAUAAAAUGCGGCAUUCAUUCCAUGAAUAUUUUUUUUUUGUUGCUCUGUGUUUGCUGUUGUACAAAUGACCAUAAGCUGAAUACAUGUACAUAUUGUUUUAUACAAAUGACAUAUUGUUUUUGUAAUGACGUACAAAUUCUAGUUUCAAUGCCAUGAAGAAUGUUCUGAAGAUGUGUGUAAUGUUUGGAGAAAUAAAGCACCUUUCCAUAA
Acanthopagrus latus (yellowfin seabream) is the source of this 4254-nucleotide messenger RNA. RefSeq names its product chromosome 6 C1orf159 homolog (gene c6h1orf159). The record is from RefSeq and is a predicted model, not a curated record. The transcript has 9 exons. Lineage: Eukaryota; Metazoa; Chordata; Actinopteri; Spariformes; Sparidae. The coding region runs from base 222 to 821 and encodes 199 amino acids.